Molecule: messenger RNA, 2775 nt
Organism: Terrapene triunguis (Three-toed box turtle)
Lineage: Eukaryota; Metazoa; Chordata; Testudines; Emydidae
Gene: ITGA2B
Product: integrin subunit alpha 2b
Exons: 26
Coding region: 1-2775 (924 amino acids)
Biological process (GO): integrin-mediated signaling pathway; cell-matrix adhesion; angiogenesis
Cellular component (GO): external side of plasma membrane; integrin complex
Molecular function (GO): integrin binding
Source: RefSeq, a predicted model, not a curated record
AUGCACCCGUUCUUCGUGUGCAUCCCUGUCUCCUCCCUGCUGCUCUUGACCACUGUACGCAGGACCCUGGGCAUGUGCAGGGACCCCGGGGUGAGGUGGGGGCAGGUGGGGCGGGUUGGGGAUCCCGUGGGGGGAUCCCGGGUGUUUUCCCACGGUUGCACUCCUGCCUGUGCUGACCUGCCCGUGCCCCCAGGGGACCAGGCCAAGAGCAAGGGAGUCUUGCAGCUGAAGACCUACAAGUCUCACCAGUGGUUCGGGGCGUCCGUGAGCAGCUGGGACGGCAACGUUGUGGCCUGCGCCCCCCUGCAGCACUGGAAUGCCUUCAAGGGCAAGGCCCAGGCCACCCAGACACCCGUGGGCACCUGCUUCGUGGCCACCGACGGCCUGAGCCGCUUCGCCGAAUACGCGCCCUGCCGCUGCGACCACAUGGAAGCCACAUACAAGAACAGGAGCUACGUCAACGACAAGCGGUACUGCGAGGUGGGCUUCAGCGCCACCAUCACCCACGCUGGCAGGCUGGUGCUGGGUGCCCCGGGAGGAUACUACUUUGUGGGGCUGAUCUACUCGGUCAAUCUGUCGGCAGUCGUGUCCCAAGUCCCCGGCAGCGCCCUGCUCUGGUCCGUGGCCCCGGAGCAGGUCACGGAGGACAUGUACGAGGAUUAUGAUGACGCCUACAGAGGGUACUCGGUGGCCGUGGGGGAGUUCGACGGGGACCCCGCCACGCCAGAGUAUGUCGUGGGCGUCCCCAACAAGAGAACGACCUUGGGGGUGGUCGAGAUCUUCAGCGCUAGGAAGUCUCUGGCGCUGGUACAGAGCAUCCAGAGUGAGCAGGUGGCGUCGUACUUUGGUCACACGGUGGCUGUUGCUGAUGUAAAUGGCGAUGGGAAGGACGACAUCUUGGUGGGAGCGCCGCUCUACAUGGAGCACCGCUCCGACCGCAAGCUCUAUGAGGUGGGGUGCAUCUACCUGUACCUGCAGCGCCGGGGCCCCCACCCCUACAGACACCCCUGGCAGACCAUGACCGGCACCGAGGUCUACGGCCGCUUCGGCACAGCCAUCGCUCCUGCGGGGGACCUGGACCAGGACGGCUACGUCGACGUGGCGGUGGGGGCUCCGUUCGCCGGGAGCGGCCGUGUGCUCAUCUUCAGAGGGUACAGCGAGGGGCUCCGCACGCCGGCCUCGCAGGUCCUGGAGAGCCCCUUCCCCGGCCAUGCCGCCUUCGGCUUCUCCGUGCGCGGCGCCACCGACAUCGACGCCAACGGGUACCCAGAUGUGCUGGUUGGGGCGUUCGGCGCCAGCAAGGUGGCUGUGUACAGAGCCCAGCCCGUGGUGGUGGCCAGUAGCCAGCUGUUAGUGCCAGAUGUGCUGAACCCUGAGGAGAAGACCUGCACUGCCCACAGGACCCUUGUCAGCUGCUUCCCCAUCCAGCUGUGCGUGGGCAUCAAGGGGAAGAGCCUCCCGGAGAGAAUAAGGCUGGCCGCCGACCUGCAGCUGGACCGGCUGAAGCCCAAGUCGGGGCGAAGGGUCUGGGAGCUGCAGACACACCAGGCGGGCCAGAGACUGGAGCUGCAGCUAUCGAGGGAGGCGCCAUUCACCUGCCAGAAUCUCACAGCCUACCUGCGGGACGAGGCUGAUUUCAAGGACAAGCUGAGCCCCAUCGUCGUGAGCCUGGCACUGACCCUGGCAGCUGGGCCGGGCACCGAGGAGCUGGGACUGGUGCUCUACGGGCAGACGGUGGUUCAGGAGCAGACAAGAAUCGUGCUGGACUGCGGCGAGGACAACGUCUGCAUCCCAAAGCUGCGGCUUGCCGCCCACACGCCCGUGGCCCAGCUGUUCAUCGGGGCCGAGAACGUGGUUCACAUCCUGGCCGACGCCACCAACGCGGGCGAAGGCGCCUUCGAGGCCGAGCUGCGGCUGCAGCUGCCACGCGACGUCCACUAUCAGAAAGCCACCAGCAAUGUCCAGGGGCUGGAGAAGCUGAUCUGUAACCUCAAGAAGGAGAACGAGACAGGUGUGGUGAUCUGCGAGCUGGGGAACCCCAUGAAGAGCGGGACCAAGAUCGCUCUGGAUGUGGCACUCAGCAUCAGUAACCUGGAGGACGCCGGCGACACCAUCGAGUUCCAGCUGCAGCUGUGGAGCAAGAAUAGCCGCAGCCCCCACAGCAACGUGGAGCGGGUGCAGAUCCCCAUCAAGGUCGCCGCGCUGCUGGACCUGCGAGGGAAUUCGCUGCCAGCCACCGUGGUGCUGCCAGUGGCAGGCUGGGAACUGGCGGAGGGCAGCCGCCGGCUGGAGGACCACGGGCCCAGGGUGGAGCACGUCUAUCAGCUGCACAACCAGGGCCCUGGCACCGUGAGCCGAGCAGAGCUGCGGGUGGAGUUCCCGAACCAGUUCCAGGGCGACUUCUUGCUGUACAUGAUGGAGGUCAACACAGAGGGGAGGAUCAACUGCUCCAGCCCCACAGGACUCAACCCUCUGGGGUUGGAGGGCCAGAAACCAACGGCCUCCCCUGGCCACAACAUGAGCUACCAGCUGGUCCACAGGCGGGAGCGACGGGAGGCGGACAAGGCCGAGGCAGGCCCAGCCACUCUCAGGGAGCCCACCCUGGUGAACUGCAGCAGCCAACCCUGUGUGGCCGUGCUGUGCAAGGUGGAGAUGCUGGAGAGGGACCAGCGGGCCAUGGUGACUGUCCACUCCGUCCUGUGGAUGCAGAGCGUCAGGAAGGUGGGAUGCGGCCGGUCAGAAUUUUCCCAGCCACUCGCCCGUUUGCUGACGUGA